CACCUCCCUUUCUCCCAUCCUCCCAGGCUCAGCUGCCUCUGGGCACCAUCCUGGGGCAGCCGAAGAUGAAGUGGAAGGUGGCUGUUCUCGCUGGCAUCCUUCAGGUGCAGGUCCCAGGAGCAGAGGCACAGAGCUUUGGUCUGCUGGAUCCCAAACUCUGCUACCUGCUAGAUGGAAUACUCUUCAUCUAUGGGGUCAUCAUCACAGCCCUGUACCUGAGAGCAAAGUUCAGCCGGAGUGUGGAUGCUGCCUCCUACCAACAGGGCCCCAACCAGCUCUACAAUGAGCUCAAUCUAGGACGAAGAGAGGAAUAUGAUGUUUUGGACAAGAAGUGGGCUCGGGAUCCUGAGGUGGGGGGCAAACAGCAGAGGAGGAGGAACCCCCAGGAAGGCGUGUACAAUGCGCUGCAGAAAGACAAGAUGGCAGAGGCCUACAGCGAGAUUGGGAUGAAAGGCGAGAGGCGGAGAGGCAAGGGGCACGAUGGCCUUUACCAGGGGCUCAGCGCUGCCACCAAGGACACCUAUGAUGCCCUUCAUAUGCAGACCCUGCCCCCUCGCUAACAGCCAGGGAACGUCCCACUCAUCGGCCUGACCUGAUGAUGUGGAUUGUGAAGGACAAAGCAUUUCCACCUGAGUCCAUUCAUUUCACAGCCACCAUUUGAUGAAGAGGAUGCUUCCAGCCGUCACAUCUGUCUUCUCCAGCUCCAAAGUACCGUCCACAGAAUGUCGUCCCUGGAUGCUUUAAAGGGGGAGCCCCCUCACUCUCAUACCCCAGCCUGGUUCUCUGGUCUUAUGGCAGGCCCUUCUCACAGCAGAGCCAAGUCCCAGCCAGGGGAUCGGGGGUGGGGGGCACUAACACACCUCUAAUCACAGCUGAGUUCAGUUUGCUUUGUAAAAGCCCCAGAGAAGGCCUGGGUACCGUUUGGAUUGUUCCACUGGCGUGGACUUGCUUUGCUCCUGCUGUAAAUUUGGCUUCUGCUGUCAUCCUUCCCACUGUCAAGAUAACCUCUAAGUAGGCCACAUGGUGAAAGGCAGGGGGAGGGAGCCUAGGCAAGUGUCUGCCAGAGUUGGCUGAAGGAAGGGAAGCAACAUGCUCGGAAGGUCCCCAGCACAGGUGCCAAGGGACCUCCUCCCAUCAAGCAUACUUUCUGCAUCUCCCAACCACUGUGCCAGGCACUCCAGGAAUGGAAAGAUGCCUUCCCUUCACGGAGGACAUGCUCGCUCCUAGAGUGCAUAUGACUUGUGCCCAGACUGGCACAGAAACAGGCUAUGUCAUGACAAUGAACUAAGCCAAGGGGGUGAGUGAAAAGGGGGUGAGUCCUGCUUUCUUCCAGAAACUUGGUUCAUUCCUUCUUGAAUGGCGAGAAGACCAAGACCACCCAGGUCUGCAGCGCUCAUACAGCACAUCAGUGACACCAUGAGAACCAGUCAGUGGAUUGCAACCUCAUGGUAUAAUUCA
Molecule: messenger RNA, 1458 nt
Organism: Onychomys torridus (southern grasshopper mouse)
Lineage: Eukaryota; Metazoa; Chordata; Mammalia; Rodentia; Cricetidae
Gene: Cd247
Product: CD247 molecule
Exons: 8
Coding region: 66-560 (164 amino acids)
Biological process (GO): cell surface receptor signaling pathway
Cellular component (GO): membrane
Molecular function (GO): transmembrane signaling receptor activity
Source: RefSeq, a predicted model, not a curated record